This is a messenger RNA of Bradysia coprophila, 1559 nucleotides long. RefSeq names its product CCR4-NOT transcription complex subunit 11 (gene Not11). Gene Ontology annotation, cellular component: CCR4-NOT complex. NCBI's taxonomy places the organism in Eukaryota, Metazoa, Arthropoda, Insecta, Diptera, Sciaridae. The record is from RefSeq and is a predicted model, not a curated record.
UGUUAUGACAGUCAAUACCUUAGGAUCUGUUUACGCUGUUUACCCAACAGUUUCAAUAGAUUGUUUUCAGUGGUUUUCAGGAUUAUUUUAUUUUUUAAGAAGCAAAAGCAUCUUCCGGUAUAGUAGCAGUAAUGGCAAAAGCAGUGGCUGAUUAUGUAUUCCUUUACGAAUUGUUGAUGGACAAAAACAUUGAAAAUCAAACUUUGGAAACCGUAUCAAAUAUUGUGCAGAAAAAGUUUGGAAAAUCGGAUUUUCUGAGUGUUGGAACUUUACUGACCGCCCUUAUCCGGAAUGGUGAUCUACCCGGCAUUAUACAGAAGAUUAGUGCUUAUUAUGUUAUCUACGAUUUGUUCAAAGGCGAUGGUCAAAAUGAAACGCCGUUCCUUACCGUGUUUCUUCAUGUUAUCGAACAGAAGGAACUCAUUUCGAAGGUCAACGUCAUUGAGAAGAACUUUGUAGCUCAGCUACUAAGUCCGGGUGGUACAAAAGAGUUAGCAAAACAGACUCCCGGUCAGAUUCUAACGCAAGACAUUAUGAAACUGAAUGCAGACUUUACAGCGCUCAAAGUCCAAAACUACGAAAGGCAAAAGGAAUUACCGACAACGGUCAAGAGUAGUUUGAUGAACAUUGUACCGGCGCCGUCAUCCACACCGUCCGACAACUCAAUACUCGAAAUGAUGGAAGGCUACGUAAAGAAUGAAACGCCGCAAAAAAGCAUUUUUACGCCACAAUUUAUGACCAUUGCACCGCCUCUGCUCGAGGUGGAAGACGAACUGGUUUGGUUCGAUUUCACCAAUCCGGCUUGGCAUAAACCGAUGUACGACACAACAAUCAGCAGUCCGAACAUUGUCAAUUCGGAUGCGAAACGUCUCAUUGCUUUGGCAUUCAAUGAAGCUCUCAAUAUCCAAGAUCGUCAGUUGCUUUUGGCGGAAUUGGAAAAGGAUCCGAACAUUGUCUAUCACAUUGGAUUGACACCAGCUAAAUUACCAGAUUUGGUUGAAAACAAUCCCCUGGUAGCUAUCGAAAUUCUGUUGAAACUGAUGCAUUCAACACAAAUCACUGAGUACUUCAACGUUCUGGUCAACAUGGAGAUGUCUCUGUAUUCGAUGGAAGUUGUGAAUCGACUAACAACUUCUGUCGAUCUUCCAACGGAAUUCGUUUAUCUUUACAUCAGCAAUUGUAUCUCGACAUGUGAAACCAUCAAGGACAAAUAUGUUCAAACCCGACUGGUGCGACUACUGUGCGUAUUUCUCCAGAGUCUCAUUCGUAACAAAAUCAUCAACGUCAAGGAACUGUUCAUCGAAGUGGAGGCAUUCUGUGUGGAAUUUAGUCGAAUUCGGGAAGCUGCAGGCCUCUAUCGACUACUGAAACAAUUGGAAAUCGGUGAACCGGCUGUAUCAACGACACCGACCAAAUCAAAGGAAUAAAUUAGAUGACCGUUUGUUUGGUGUGGAUCGGUAACGUUGUCGUUAGCAGCAGAGAAGCAGCAGAAUCUUGUGGUUCAAUAUUGUUCUCAUUGUAAGAAUACGAUUUCGAUUUAGAACAUAAAGAAUUAUACA